This is a messenger RNA of Symbiodinium natans, 972 nucleotides long. NCBI's taxonomy places the organism in Eukaryota, Dinophyceae, Suessiales, Symbiodiniaceae. The record is from the annotation of a GenBank genome assembly.
AUGGUCUAUGAGGGACGCUUGGAUGGUCACCGGGGUGGCGUCACUGCCCUCUCUUUCUCCGAGGAUGGCAAGCGCCUUCUUACUGCAUCGGAGGACCGGACGCUUCGCUUGUGGGAGCGCAGCGAGGACGAAGGUGGCGAGGGCUUUGGAGGUCCCUCCAAGGCCUUUGCCCUGAAGAGGACGCUGCGGCACAGCGACGUCGUGUCCGCAGCGGUGCUGGAGAAGGGCGGCGAUUUUGCGCUCUCGUGUUCCUGGGAUAGGACAGUGAAGCUCUGGAAGCUGGACGAAGAGGACGAAGACCCUUGCUUGCGCACGAUGCGCGGCCACAAGCACCAGGUGAACGCUGUCGUGUGGUCUCCCGAUGUGCGUGUGAUCGUCACGGCCUCUUGUGACAAGCAGCUCAAGAUCUGGAACAACCUCGGAGAGUGCAAGUUCUCCCUCCAGUACAACGAUGGUCACGAGGACUGGGUUUCAGCGGUUGCCUACGGUGACGAGUGCCUGCUGUCCGCCGGCUGGGACCGCACGGUGAAGCUCUGGAACACCAAGAACUUCAGCAUGGAGUGGGAGAUGAAGAAUCACACGGCUCCUGUGCACGCAGUGGCCAUCGCGCCGGAUAGCCGCCAUGCAGCUUCCGGCGGUGCAGACCGCACUGUGCUCGUCUCGGACCUGAAGGAGAAGAAGGUCAUCGGUGCUUGCGAGGUCGAUGGAACCAUCCGAUCGCUGGAUUUCCACCCAACUGAAGCAUGGCUGGCAGCAAUGGUGGAGCUGCCGACGGGCGGAGCUAUUUGGGUGCUGGACGUAAUGGCCCGGACCUCCGUGGCGAGAUUGGUGGCACCAUCAGGUGCCAAUGCGUGCCGGGGCCUGGCUGUGAAAUGGGAUCCGAAAGGCACGCGCGUCUUCGGCGGCUUCUCUGACGGUUCCGUGCAAGUAUGGCGGACACCUUCGCCGGCUGCAGCGCCUUCCCGCAGGUGA